UAAGAGCCCGCGUUCGUUAAGACCUUUCGGUGCUAAAUAUAGUCUCGUGUGAGUACCUUGCGUGCUGCAUCAGAGACAAUGGCUGCGUCUCCUCCAGGUGACUCACGAGAGACAAUUAGCCACCUCUGUGAUUUUGCCUGUUAUAAAUCACAACCCAUGCAUUUUCCUAUGUCGAGAGACGUGUGUGUGUGCGUGUGCGUGUGCGUGUGUGUGUGUGUGUGGUAGAGGAACCAGGUGAUUUGCAUAACAGACAGUAUCUCUCUGAACAACGCCGACAGCGGGCCGUGACAAGGCUUAACGGUGCUGCUGCUGUUGGUUUUGACGGAGGGCUGUUGACAGCGGGCCGGCCAAUAGGAGGCCUGCAGGGGCAAGGCGUGAGGAAGGCAAGGAUUCGAGAAAAAUAUUCAAAUUAAAAAUCAUCAAUGACAAAAAGAUGAGCCAGUCUACAAACAAGUCUAGAUUUACACAAAGCGAGACAUUGUUUUGCUGUUUGGCUAAACUUGAAUAUGAAACAUAUUUGAAAGACCCAUUAGAUGACUAAUUAACUAAUAAAGAAAGUUAAAUGUUGAAUGAUAGCUGUGACUCAUUAAAAAUGACAUGGUUAAAUAGAACAUAUAUUCAUUUGUGUAUUUAAUACAGGAAAAUUGUAUUCCAUAGGAAGGUUCAGGUGUCAGUUUGAACAUUGACAGAUGAGUUGUAUGCCAACCGUUCUUGUUAAAUGUUAAAUGAGGCUUUAGGGUGAAAACCUCAAAGUGGAACUGGUUCUACUCCAUGAACACGGCAGUUGACCUGAAUAAAUAAUCGUUUAUGUUUGCUGAUUUGAAGUUGUUGCUUUGACGUGCUAAACCAUUAGCCCCGUACACAGUCAAGCUUUUGUUGUUUGAUUUUAGGUGGAAUCCAACCAUCAUCUACCAAUCAUUUUUGGUGACUAUGUUGCAGAAUGUUACAGAAGUCACCCUGCUUCACUCGCCACAAUUUCUGAGAAAGACAUUUUCUUAUGGGUCAUGAACCUAAUUUGUGAGAAACACAGCCUACUUCUGCCUUUGAAUAUAAAAAGGUCUACUUAUUCCUUCCUACUUUGUUAAAAUUAAGGGGUUAAGGUGAAAACUAGGAGCAAUUGGUAUUAGCUGUAAUAAAGUGGGGAAAAAGCUUGGUCUAAACUUGACCCUUAUUAGGCAGAGUAGGCCUAAUUGAGCCGUUACAUGAACCUAAAACAAUUAAGGAUUGUUGUUAUAUAACCUCGCAGGGUUAUACACCACAACACUAGCCAUGUGAAUGGCCCACUUGUGUUCUCCCACAAGGCCUUUGUUGUGGGGGGCUAUAUGUGAAAGAUGCACCACCGCACAACCGUUUUCACAUUCUGUCCUCCGAAAAUGUACACUCCAGCCUGUCAAUUGCAACGGUUAUUUUUAAUACCUGGAUAACACGGAUAAAACAUUUUAAUUAGCUCUCAUAUUUAUUUUUCAAAACAUCCCCUGCUCGUCUCGACGCAAGCGCACAAUAAGCAGCGCACAAGCAAAUCAGCCACAGGCUAGACGGCUGACGUCAGAGCGCGACUGAACGCAGAGCCCGCGUGCAAUCCCAGCUUUUUUCCCCCCUUUUCCCCCUCUCGCGUCCGACGUCCCGUGCACAAUGAAUGCGCUCGUGCUCAGCGAUGCGUCUUGAAUAUAGACUCAGCAGCAGCAGAGUCUAUAUAUAUGCCUACAUUUGCUCGAGGAGCUGCGUUUGAGCCUGUGAGGGAGCGUUGUAGAGAGAGGGAGGGAGGGUGUGGAGGGGAGGGGAGAAAACACGGCCAUUCCCAUCCCUUCUCGCGAUAUGGGAAUGUAGUCCGGUGCCUUGAUAACGUCGGCGGAUUCUGUGCCUCAUAAAGAGACCUUCCGAGAUGCACCGUGGGCUCAUCGCUGCCGCCGCCAACAGCAGCAGCAGCAGCCCUACAAGGAGGAGCCCCGUAUCUGAUUGCGGACCGGUUCCGCCGCUAUGGUGUUCAGACGGAGAACAAGAAACAUGCUAUUAAAUGGCUGCUCCUCUUUCCUCCACCCUCCCCCUGUUCGUGGCACAUCUCUGCCCUGCCAGGAGGAUGUGCGGGCUGGGCUGCUACCGGCCAGGGCCCCUGUGGCUGUGGAAAGCCCUCCUGGUGUUUGUUGCCAUCGCCUUCGCCGGGCAACUCAUGGGUCUCAUUUUCAACAAGAGCGGCGCCCAGCCGGCGACGCGCCUGCUGUUCUACGCCUCGGACGUCCAGGGGCCCCCGCUGGGCUCGUGCCGGCCCCACACCCGCCUCAUGUUCCUGAAGACCCACAAGACGGCCAGCAGCACGGUCCUCAACAUGCUCUACCGCUUUGGCGAGGAGCGCGGCCUCCGCUUCGCCCUGCCCAUGGGCUACCAGCUGGGGUACCCCCUGCUGUUCAACGCCCACCGGGUCAAAGGUUACCAGGGGCCCCGAGUCCUGGACUUCGACAUCAUGGGAAACCACAUGAGGUUCAAUAAGCCUGAGGUAGAGAAGGUGAUGCCUGAGGACACCUUCUACUUCUCCAUCGUCCGGGACCCCGUGGCCCUGACGGAGUCCUCCUUCGCCUACUACAAGGAGGUGGCCCCGGCCUUCCGCAAGGCCAAGAGCCUGGGCGACUUCGCCGACAACCCCCGGCAGCACUACGACCCGCGCCUCCGCAACAACCACUACGCCCGCAACCUGCUGUGGUUCGACUUCGGCAUGGACCACAACGCCAACUUCUCGGAGGGCCUGGCCCUGCGCGGCGAGGCCCUGGUGCGGCGGGCCUUCCGGCUCAUCCUGGUGUCGGAGUACUACGACCAGUCCAUGGUGCUGCUGCGGCACGCCCUCUGCUGGCCGCUGGACGCCGUGGUGUCCUUCAGCCUCAACGCCCGCCAGCAGAAGCCGCCGGGCGGGGCCGGCGGCGGCGGCGAGAGCUGGAUGGACAAGGCGGCGGCGGCGGCGGUGGCGGCGGCGGUGGGCGUGCGGGGCGGGCGGCCGCCGAUGCGGGCGCCGCCCGACCUGUCGCUGACGCCGGCGCAGCGCGAGAAGCUGCGGGAGUGGAACGCGCUGGACUGGCACCUGUACCAGGCCUUCAACCGCAGCUUCUGGGAGGACGUGCGGCGCUUCGGGCCGGAGCGCAUGGACCAGGAGGUGGCGCUGCUGCGGGCGCGGCGGGACCAGCUGGCCCGCGUCUGCCUGCGCAACGGCGGGAGGCCCGUGGAGGCGCAGCGCAUCAGGGACAAGGGCAUCCGGCCCUUCCAGAGCGGCGUGGUGAAGAUCCUGGGCUACGAGCUGCAGCCGGGCCUGGACAACGGCACCACCGAGGCCUGCCUGCGCCUCAUCCGGCCGGAGAUCCAGUACAAGGACGUGCUGGACGCCAAGCAGUUCCCCCGGCCGCAGUUCGUCAAGGGGCCCCCGGGCCAGCGGCCCCGGGGCCCGGCGAUGGCGGUCGGCGGGGGCUACGUGGGAGGGCGCCCCUUGUGGAACAGAGAGAGACUCCCCCAAGGAGCGGGAGAGGGGGCAGGGCCCCGGGGGGGCUGGACUAUGGCGGCGGCGGAGAGGGAGUGGUUGGCGAGGCAAAACCAGACUUCGCUCCUACGAGCCGACGCCAAAGGGAGACUGAGAUAGUGUGGGGAAUGGGGGGGCGGGGGGGGGGACCCCACGAGGCCCACGCUAGUUCAACUCCACCUUGCGCUGCUCUACCAGGACCUACCCUGCCGUACCUUACCGUAUGCCUUUUAACUGGACCAACUGAAAAGGAUUGCUUCUCCAUUUGUUGUAUUUUAAUGCGUUUGUCAUUAAGAUGGGGGGAAAGUUCCCGGUACGAUUCCAUUGCUGUGAAAGGGGUAUGGCAUUCCAGACUUCAGCAGACAGCUGAUUUGUGUCAUUUCCAUGGUAGAGAAUGUCUCAUAUUUCAAGUAGGUUUUCAAAUUGGUCCCAUUAACAUCAACAAAAUGGGAAACCCAGACCAAUAGUAUUCUCUGUAUUAUUAUUUUGCUGUUCAUUCGACUCACUCUGAGCCGAGUCUAAUGAAACCUCAGAACAAAUAGAUUCUUUAUUUAUUAGUUAUAUGGCACAGUGUGAAUCCUCAACCAUCCAGUCGCUUUCACGCGAUCGUUAAUAGAUAGUCCACGGCAUGAAAAGGUGCAACAACAACAACAAAAAAGCAUAUCGAAUUGGCUAAAUGAAGCGGGAAACGCAACCCUUACUAAGGACCAAGAUCGAGACUUUGAAUAUCUUAUACGGCUGGUCAAAAGAAAAGCGUUCAAGCUUUCAUGUGCAACAGCCCACUGCUGUUGGGACGUGUUAGCGGGCCGUGCUGAGGUCAAAUUUAGACGUGCGCUUGGCAACCCACGCUCAUGGAGGACGGAGAGCGUCGCGAUGUGGGAGAAUCGAUUGCGAUUUCUGAAGAGGCCGCAUGUCACAUUAAAAAAAAAAACAAUUUUCUCGGCAAGCAAAUGCGUUCUUGAGGGGGAGGCGCCCGGGUAUGUGGGAGAUGGCGUGUGUGUGUUUUUGCAACAGGACUACACUGUGGAUGAAUUCCUUUUUUAUGUAAUUAUAAUGAUCCGUCCAAAGUAUUUUCGAGGUAACAUAACAGCAGUUUUGCUGGGAGUUCCUAAUUUUGGGGAAUUGUUGCUGUGGGUUAUCGGUGCGGGGGAGACACGCUGUUGUUAAGAAACAGCUGGCCUUGUUCUCCUGUGCAUGUUAUUUUGUACCUGUGCACACUUGCAAAAAUCUCUCCUGCGUAUUAGCUGCCGCUCGUAGGCCUAUCACAUGGACGUGCAUAAACUCGCACACAAUGUGCAAUAAUGUGCGCACAUUCAUGCUAAUGCCUCAACAUUGACAGGCAUGGCUUUUGAUGUUGUUAAACCCAGUAGCCUACUAACGCACCUCCCACGACACUUGCAACGCGCACACUCGCACGCUUUCUUUGUGUCACUCAAAACAACAUUGGCGGAUACAACGGACUAAGCUGUCAACCAAUUGACCCUCAAAUCUGGCAAAGACUGCUUCUGGCCAAAAGAUACCCUAUCUUCUUUCCUAAGCUAAAUAGAUAAUGGUAAGAUAGAUAGUCCACUCCUUGUGAGAACACUGACCGCUAUGUAAGGACACCUGCUGGUAUUGCUUUGAAAUUACAUUUGCAUUUCCAUUUAUCUUAAUGUAACAACUUUUUUCCUUGUUUUAACUUGUUUUAACCUUGUUUUUAUUCUGAAAUGAACUAGUUGGAAAUAAGUAAUUGAUGGUGACUAUUGCUGUAGCUCUUCAAUAACUAUUGACUGAUAUAUCUAAUGAACAAGAAGAGUUUAAUUGUAAUGUGCUACACAUCUGGCAUUACUGCCUAAUUAUUAGUUCAGGGUUCAAAAGGAACCCUGGAUAGAUUUGACAAUUCAAAGAAAUUGUUUUCCAUGUUAGAGCAGUUGAUUGGCCGGUAAAUCCGGCAGGUAAAAAGACAACAUUGUUAGUGUCUUUAGCCCCUCCCUGAUCAUGUGACGAUCGAUGGGGAACGUCGUCAGUCCUCAGUGGUUUCAUUUUACAGUCAAUGGGGUGGUGUCAGGUUAGCUCAAUAUUACCAGCCAGCCUCUCGGACUCGUGUUCUCAAUCCACCCCCCCAGUGAAAAACAAUGUGCGCGAUUGUUGCUUUUUUUUUUAAUUGGAACCUGGCUAUGCUCUAGCUGAGUUUCGAAUUGGCAGUUGUUACAGAAAAGCGACUCAUUGUAGUUUGGUGUCUUUUUGGUUAAUCAUUGGCUAUCUCUUUGUCAUUUAACGGAUAGUUGCCGCUUUGUCAGAAAGGUAGCGACGACAGCAGCAUGAACAGAUUAAAGAAAGGUAUAGGAACAGAAGGAUCCUGAAUAUUGAGAAAGCAACCUGUUGAAAAAUUGUUCUGAACACAUGGAGAUGCGUUGCUGAAUGAUGGCCCAUUUCACUUGAUCGCACAGGGUUUAGUCUUAGUUUGCGUGUUCAAGAUCCCAUUCAUUCAUCCUGGGUUUUUAACUUUGAUUGUGGUACGACUUACAACACAGACAUAAUAAUAAUAUAAUAAUAAUAAUUCUAUGCUUUGCCUUUUCUGCUUACAAUGCAGUGUUUAUUUGUAUUGGAAGAUGGACUCAUGGUUAGCUCACGUUGAUUGAAUAUUCAGGUUUCAGCGUCUGUUUUUGACGGUGGUUUUUCUCUUAUAUUCUGGCUUAAGUCUCAUUGCAGAGGCGACUUUCCUUUUAAGUCAGAAGAAAACUGCUAAGUGAAUUGAAGGAUCAUUUUUAUGCCUCACAAUAGGGUCAACGGCAAAACCUUAGUUUCCGGUAUUUAUUAUUGUAAUUAACCUUUGUACAUAUAUUUAUUCUUUAAGGAAUAUGUCAUGUGUGGGCGUGACAGUGGUACGUGGUGGGUUGUGUUACGGUUCAAUGAAAUGCACAUUCAUUAUGUUAAUAAAAACAUUUUCCAGCAGUA
This is a messenger RNA of Gadus macrocephalus (Pacific cod), 6433 nucleotides long. RefSeq names its product galactose-3-O-sulfotransferase 4 (gene gal3st4). Gene Ontology annotation, molecular function: galactosylceramide sulfotransferase activity. The coding region runs from base 2015 to 3616 and encodes 533 amino acids. The record is from RefSeq and is a predicted model, not a curated record. Gene Ontology annotation, biological process: glycolipid biosynthetic process. The transcript is spliced from 4 exons. NCBI's taxonomy places the organism in Eukaryota, Metazoa, Chordata, Actinopteri, Gadiformes, Gadidae. Gene Ontology annotation, cellular component: membrane.